UCAGUCUUCAGUGCAUGAACAGAUGUCACCGCAGCACGCAGAAUGGUCAAAUCGCCCCGUUCCACCGUCACAGUAUCACGGCGCUCCAAAUGCAAUACCUCAUCAGUUGGACCGGCAGUCACGGUGUCUUCAGCAGGAAAUAGUGCCUCCGCAUGCUCCAGCUGAGCAGCCGAUGGUAGAUAGACAGCCAACAGCGCUACACACCCAGCAGAUUGCAGCACGACAGGUCGUUGGGAAACAACUUCCUAAGUUCGACGGGAACCCGAUUGACUGGCCUAUGUUUAUCAGCAGUUAUGAACAGUCUACUGCUGCAUGUGGGUACACAAAUGCUGAAAAUCUCAUCCGCCUUCAGCAGUGCUUAGCAGGUCAUGCGAAAGAAUCCGUGUGCAGCAAACUUCUCCUACCCGAAAGUGUGCCUCACGCUAUAGAAACGCUCCGAAUACGAUACGGCCGUCCGGAACUGCUACUGAAGUCUCUUCUAGAAAAGGUUCGACGCACACCAGGACCAAGGCAGGACAGGCUAGAGACGGUGAUCGAAUUCGGAUUAGUAAUCGGUAACUUUGUUGAUCAUCUCCGAGCGGCGCAGCUACAACAGCACCUAUCCAACCCGAUGUUGAUGCAAGAACUAGUCGAUAAGUUGCCAGGCCCGAUGAAAAUGGAGUGGGCUUCCUUCAAGAGCCAGUACCCUUUGGCAGACCUUGCGACAUUUGGGCUGUUUAUGGAAAAACAAGUAGCAGCGGCAAGUGAAGUCAGUUUCGAGCUGCCGGCGCAAGAUAGGAGUUUCAAGAACGAGAAGCAUAGAGGAAAGGAAAGCGUCGGCGUUCAUGCCCAUUCGCAGGACGAUAGUUUCCGUAACAAAUCGGCUUUAUCUGGAAUUCCUCGAAAACCAUCAUCAAAAGUAUGUGGAGUCUGUACUCGCGAAGGCCACAGGACAGCGGACUGCGCACAAUUCAAGGAAAUGGACAGCGAUGAACGUUGGAAGAUUAUCCAGAAGAAAGGGCUGUGCAGAACGUGCCUGAAUAGCCAUGGCAAAUGGCCGUGUAAGUCAUGGCAAGGUUGUGCGGUGGAGGGGUGUCGUUUAAAGCACCAUACUCUACUGCACGCUUCAACGUCGUCGUCCACAAGCUAUUCGUCGAGCCACAUGUCUUCAACCAAACCGCAGUCGUUGUUCCGGAUACUGCCUGUCGUCCUCUAUAAUGAAGGUAAAAGCGUCUCUGUAUUCGCCUUCAUUGAUGAAGGGUCGGAGAUAACGUUGCUGGAAGAUAGCAUCGCUAAGCAACUCGGGGUGAAAGGUCAUGUGAAGCCCCUCACCCUUCAGUGGACGGGAAAUGUUAAACGGAGCGAAUCCCAGUCUCAAGAAGUCAACUUUGCGAUAUCCGGGAAAGGUAACUCGACAAGAUUCGAUCUUCGUCAUGCCAGGACAGUUAGUUGUCUAGUACUACCUAGUCAACGUCUUAACUACAACGAGUUAGCACAGCGUUACCCACACCUCAGAGGCCUACCCAUGGAAAGCUACGGCACUGUACAACCUAAGCUUUUGAUAGGAUUGGACAACCUCCGGCUCGGCGUGCCGUUGAGAUUGCGCGAAGGAGGACCAAGCGACCCCAUUGCCGCAAAAUGUCGCCUUGGAUGGACCGUGUAUGGUUCAAACAACUCCACUUCUAGCAGAGCAUCUCUUAACUUCCACGUCGCAGCAGCUGCCGACCCCGACCGAUUGUUGAAUCAACAACUUCGAGACUUCUUCACCAUCGAAGACAGCGUAUUGUUAAAUCGGAACGAAAUCCUAGAAUCAGAUGAGGACAGGCGUGCGAGAAAGAUACUUGAAGCGACGACACGACGAGUUGGAAACAGCUUCGAAACAGGACUUCUGUGGCGAACGGAUAACCCAGCAUUUCCCAGUAGUUACCAGAUGGCUAUGAACCGUCUUAUUGGUCUUGAACGGAAAUUCGUUAAGGAGCCAUCACUAGGAGAUCGCGUACGUGAGCAGAUUCAUGACUAUGAACGCAAGGGCUACGCACAUAAGGCAACACAAGCGGAGCUGAAGUCUGCUGACAAAAGCCGAAUGUGGUUCCUACCGUUAGGAGUGGUCCAGCAUCCAAGGAAGAACAAGGUCCGGCUCAUCUGGGACGCGAAGGCAACAGUGGAAGGAGUCUCUUUCAAUUCGAAACUAUUGAAAGGUCCUGAUCUACUAACGCCCCUGCUUGCAGUACUAAGCUCGUUCCGACAAUUUCCUGUAGCUGUGUGUGGAGACAUCAGAGAGAUGUUCCACCAGAUACAAAUCAGGGAACAGGACCGUCUUUCCCAAUGUUUCCUUUGGCGGGAUAGCCCAACCGACGACGUCCAGAUCUACAUCAUGGACGUUGCGACUUUCGGAUCAACUUGCUCGCCGGUGUCUGCUCAAUUUAUCAAAAACCUAAACGCAGAGCAGUUUUCCGAACAGUACCCGCGUGCGACUGUUGCCAUAGUUAAAAAACAUUAUGUGGACGACUAUUUGGACAGUUUCAAAACGAUUCAAGAAGCGAUUGAAGUAGUGAAGGAGGUGAAAUUUGUCCACUCAAAAGGAGGGUUUGACAUUCGCAAUUUUCUGUCGAACUCCGCGGAAGUAUUGCAAGGAAUCGGCGUUGUUUCAAUGGAUACACCGAAGGAAUUAGCCUUGGAGAGAGGCGAAAGCAUAGAAUCGGUACUAGGGAUGAUGUGGAUGCCAAAUGAAGACUGCUUUAGAUACACGGUAACCCUCAGAGAAGACCUGCGCUUUGUUCUUGACGAGAGUCAUGUCCCUACCAAACGUGAAAUACUGAAGGUCGUCAUGAGUCUUUUCGACCCAUUAGGGCUCAUCGCCUUCUUCUUAAUCCACGGAAAAAUCAUUAUCCAGGGAAUCUGGGCUGCGGGUACCGGCUGGGACGAAGCAGUUGAUGAGAACUUUUCUCGUCAGUGGCGACAGUGGAUUGAGUGUUUCGACCUACUGAACACACUCAGGAUACCUCGUUGUUACUUUUCGGUGCCAAUAACUUGCAGCAGUCGAAUAGAAGCUCACGUUUUUGUCGAUGCCAGCGAAGCAGCCUACUGUUGCGUCGUAUACUUCCGGCAUGUUAGCAAAAGUGACGUUCAAGUAGCCCUUGUCGGAGCUAAGAGUAAGGUCGCACCCUUGAAAACCCUCUCAAUACCGCGGCUCGAGUUAAAAGCAGCUGUUCUCGGAGUCCAAUAUCUGCAAACCGUGCUAAACAACCAUUCCUAUAAGAUAUCGCAACACUAUUUGUGGACUGAUUCAACGACUGUCUUAGCGUGGAUAUUGUCAGAUCACCGUCGCUUCCAAAAGUUUGUUGCAAUUCGAGUAGGCGAAAUUCUGACGUUGAGCGAUCCUCAAGAUUGGAGGUGGAUCCCUACGAAGAUCAAUGUUGCAGAUAAAGCCACCAAAUGGGGCAAUGGUCCGGAAUUCCAAGUAAGCAGUCCAUGGUUCCGCGGUCCAGCAUUUUUGUAUCAGGGAGAAGAACACUGGCCUAAACAACGACAUCCUGUCUCCACCAAAGAAGAGCUGCGUCCUGUUCACUCUCACUGGACGUCAACACCAGUGAUCGAUGUCAGCCGGUUCGGCCGAUGGGAAAGAAUGCAUCGAGCAAUCGCCUAUGUUCUACGGUAUCUUGACAACUUACGUAGGAAACGAGCUGGCAUCCCUUUGGAGUUAGGUAUCCUUAAACAGGAUGAAUUGAAACGUUCAGAAGAAACAUUAUGGAUAGUUGCCCAAGCAGAACUUUUUGCAUCAGAAAUUGCUGUUCUAUCUGCAACUCAGGGAUCACCGGAAGCGCGGCACGGCUGUGUUUCAAAAUCAAGUCCUAUCUACAAACUUUGGCCAUUUCUCGACGAUCGCGGAGUUCUUCGGAUGCGUAGCCGCAUUGGAGCAGCAGUAUUCGCAUCGGAUGAAGCUAAAUAUCCGGCAAUUCUACCCCGAUCGCAUCCGAUCACCAAACAAUUAGUCGACUGGUAUCAUCGUCGUUUCAGACAUGCUAACAGGGAAACAGUUACUAAUGAAAUACGACAACGUUUUGAGAUUGCCAAAUUGCGCAGUCUCGUAGAGAAGGUGUCCAAGGAAUGCAUUGUAUGUCGUGUGAGAAAGGCCAACCCUAAGCCUCCUGCAAUGGCUCCUCUUCCGUCGGCCCGUCUGCAACCCUUCGUACGACCCUUCACUUACGUUGGUCUGGAUUACUUCGGGCCACUACUGGUCAGAGUGGGGAGAAAUCAGGUUAAACGUUGGGUAGCGAUAUUCACAUGCCUCACAAUUCGUGCAGUGCACAUCGAGCUGGUGCACAGCCUUUCAACUGAAUCAUGCAUUAUGGCCGUUCGUCGAUUUGUCGCACGGCGUGGUCCUCCUGCUGAAGUCUAUAGUGACAACGGGACGUGCUUCCAAGGCGCCAGCGGAAACCUCACGAAAACAGCUGAAACACUAGCGUCAACAUUCACGAGUGCUCAGACGAAAUGGAUAUUCAUCCCGCCAGCAGCGCCCCAUAUGGGAGGCGCAUGGGAGCGUCUAGUACGUUCGGUUAAAGUCGCCAUCAGUGCAUUAGCGGACGCUCCUCGAAAACCGGACGACGAGACUCUCGAAACGAUACUUGUUGAGGCAGAAUUCAUCAUCAAUUCCCGACCGCUCACCUACAUCCCUCUGAAGUCGGCGGAUCAGGAAUCGCUUACGCCCAACCAUUUUCUGCUGGGUAACUCCAGCGGCCUUAAGAUAUUGCCAUCGGAACCAGUCGUACCAAGAACAGCCUUAAGAAACAGUUGGAAAUUAGCACAACACAUUUGCGACGAAUUCUGGCGAAGAUGGGUGAAAGAAUAUUUGCCAGUCAUCGCCCGCCGGACAAAGUGGUUCGAGGAAACUCAAGAUCUCAAGGUGGGGGAUUUGGUCCUGGUGGUUGGAGGAGCCGCACGCAAUCAGUGGAUCCGUGGUCGAGUAGAACGUACCUUCCCAGGACGAGACGGUAGGGUACGCCAAGCAUUAGUACGGACCGCUUCUGGACUUCUUCGGCGACCAGUGGUAAAACUCGCAGUUCUCGACGUGUUGGACGAUGGUAAACCCAAUCCAGAAGUUCCAGACGGUCAGGAGCAUCACCAGGGUUUACGGGAGGGGGAAUGUCACGACGAGACCCCUCGUUGCGGUUCAACUGUGGCCGGUCAACAAAGCAGCCGAACGAUCAUAAGCGUAGACGUAAGGGAGAACAAUAAAACUGUAUCGCAGGUUCCCUAUGAAUGACUGUCUAAUGUCAACAAUGAUACAGCGAUUUCCACGCAACAGAUAAAGUGCAUUACAGCUAGUUUCUAUCCUAAAUUAUUAAAAACUAAGUGAAUUGUACUUUCGAGCUUAUUUCUACUAUUUCUAAGUUAGUCUAAGCAUUUUUCUGGAUCUCAUGCAAUAGUUACUUAACGCUAAAUUUGUGAAUUCAUCCUAGUUAGUACUACAUGCAGAUCAAACUCACUUUAUCUACCGACACAAGAUACUCCCAGCACUGAAUUCGAUAGGCUAGGCUACGAAUCUCCGAGCCAGUAAGUAAUCAUUUAAUGCUAAGAAGCUAUACGAACGGGCAAUUAAACCAACCUUAAUUUAACCCAGCAUAAUCGCUAUACGCUAUCGACCGUAUCGUAACCGGACUUUGGAACUCGAGGGUUCACCAAAAAUUGUAUGUAUGCCUUUGACGAGAACAUUUGGUGGAAAUAAUUAAAUUAAACGUUUAUUUUAGCUGAAAGCUUACCACAACAACAACCACGGGUUUGCUAAACAGAUUUUGAGAAUCUCCUCACAGUCCACA
This is a messenger RNA of Aedes albopictus (Asian tiger mosquito), 5795 nucleotides long. RefSeq lists its product as uncharacterized. Gene Ontology annotation, molecular function: nucleic acid binding. The record is from RefSeq and is a predicted model, not a curated record. Bases 23 to 5242 code for a protein of 1739 amino acids. The transcript has 2 exons. Gene Ontology annotation, biological process: DNA integration. Lineage: Eukaryota; Metazoa; Arthropoda; Insecta; Diptera; Culicidae.